AUGGGAAAAAUCAUUCACUCCCGUUUAUUUGGGAUCGACUUGAUCAUCGUAAACUCCGAAACCACCACGCGAGAGUUGCUGGACAAGCAUUCUGCGAAUUACCCUACUCGCCCCGUUAUUCGCACCAACGAAUUAGCUGGACUGGCUUUCAAUACUGUGCUCCUUCCAUAUGGCGAGACUUGA
Messenger RNA from Suillus subalutaceus, 183 nucleotides. RefSeq lists its product as uncharacterized. The record is from RefSeq and is a predicted model, not a curated record. The transcript has 2 exons. NCBI's taxonomy places the organism in Eukaryota, Fungi, Basidiomycota, Agaricomycetes, Boletales, Suillaceae. The coding region runs from base 1 to 183 and encodes 60 amino acids.